AUGGCGAAUGUUUUGCAACAUCAACAUUGCUCUAUGGGGUCUGCUCAUGACAUGCUCAAAAGUUUCAAAGAGAUGUUCGGUGAGCAAAAUCGUGCGGCUAAGCAGACAACCAUGGAAGCCCUUUUGAACACCAAGAUGGCUGAAGGAUCAUCGGUCAGGGACCAUGUUCUGAAGAUGAUGGGUCUUCUGAAUGAACUGGAGGUCCUUGGAGUUGUGAUUGAUAAGAAAUCUCAAGUUGAGAUGGAAGCUCUAGUUGUAGCACUGAAUGUUGAGAAAGUUUCAAUUUCUAAGUCGAAAGGCGGUAAGAAAAAGAAGAAGGCUCAAAAGGUUUUGGCACCUGGAGGUGCAACUGGUGUGAAAAAGACCAAAGGAAAGUGCUAUCACUAUUCAGGAGCCACUAAUCAUAUCUGCACUACUUUGCAGGGGUUUCAGGAAACGUGGAGGCUAUGUGAGAAUGAAGUUUGCUAUUUUGAAGCCAAUGGCGAGCCAACACCAGCUUUAGCAUUAAAAGAUAUUAGAGUUUCGUUUAAUGAUUACUCAAAAUAUGGAUACAUUUAUCUGUUGCGCCGUAAGUCUGAAUGCUUUGAGAAAUUGAAAGAAUUGAAGACGGAAACGGAGAAACGGCAUGAUAAAUAUAUCAAAACAUUGCGAACUGAUCGUGGUGCUCAAUUAUCUGCCCCAGGAAUACCACAACAAAAUGGUGUGGCAGAAAGAAGAAAUAUAACCCUUUUGGAAAUGGAAGAAGUUAAUGAUAUCCCAAUACCACAAGGUGUGGAGGAUAACAUUGAGGCUUCAGUUCAAAAUGAUGUUGUGAUUCAACAACAAAAUCCAACUGCACCUGUAGUCACUAGUCGUAGUGGGAGAAUUAUUAAAAAACCCCUCCGGUUUGCGCUCGUGGGAGAAUCUUAUGAUAGAAUCCCUGAAGAGCCUAGUACAUAA
Messenger RNA from Nicotiana tabacum (common tobacco), 939 nucleotides. The record is from RefSeq and is a predicted model, not a curated record. Lineage: Eukaryota; Viridiplantae; Streptophyta; Magnoliopsida; Solanales; Solanaceae.